ACUUUCGGCUUUCCGAUAUUGGCAGUUCGGUCUCCUUCUCUCUUACUCUCUGGGCAAGGGCCUGAAUUUCUGCUAUAGGGAGCAAUUUCAGAGAGUUGAACUAAAUUUAUAUUUUUAAAUAUAAAUAAUGAAGUGAUAAAUAUUAUGCUAGUUUUGAAGUUAUUACCAUUGAGUUAUUGUUUAUUCAAUAUUUAUUUGAAAUUUUAAAUUAAUUAAUUUUUUUCAUGACAGAGCUAUUUUUAUAGUUUAUAUGGAUAUAAAAAUGAGUAGUGAGGUUAUAGUUGAUGCAUUGCCGUAUAUUGAUCAAGGUUAUGAUGAUCCAGGUGUCAGAGAAGCGGCUAUUGCAAUGGUUGAAGAAGAAACAAGACGUUAUAGACCAACAAAAAACUAUUUAGAAAAUAUAUCUACCUUAAAUGUUAAUAGUUUUGAAACUGAAGUUUUAAAACAUGAAUAUGAACGAUUGCAAAAUCGUCUUCCUAUGGAUGUGCUAAGUAUGAAACGCUAUGAAUUGCCUCCACCAGCUCCAGGUAAAAUGAAUGAUCUUUCCGCUUGGAAUGAAAGUGUUGAAAACAGUUGUGCACAGUUGGAGCACCAAUCUACAAGAAUAUCUAACUUAGAGCUUAUGAUGGUAUAUGGAUGUGAAGCUUGGAAGACUUAUUUAGAAGUUUUAAUGAAAUUAGUUGCAGAAGCUCAAAAACAGGUUCAAACACUAAAAAAAUGCAUUCAAGAAAUAAACUGGCAAAGAAAAUCAAUGCAGACCCAAGGAGGAGAAAAAUUAAGAUCUUUAGAAGCUGAAUGGGUGAAAUUAGUUUCAAAAAAUUAUGAGAUAGAGCAAGCUUGUGCUAAUUUAGAAAAUAAAACAAAAAUCAAUUCAAGGAUUCAUACUGAUUCAAAAGUUGUAUACAUCGAAGAACACAAAAGUCUCUUGUAUUAAAAUAACAUUACAUUUUUUAUAAUUAUUAAAUUUCACAAAUCAUGUUUUAUUGUUUUACAAUAUUAGCAUCAAAACUUCCUGUUAGAAAAUUCAAGAUUCAUUAAAAAAAAUGUUUUUGAAAGAUUAUAACACUUAAUUAAAAACUUCCUGUAAUGUUAUUUACAAAUGUAACUUCUCUAAAUAAAUAAGUAAAUAAAUAA
This is a messenger RNA of Nasonia vitripennis (jewel wasp), 1134 nucleotides long. RefSeq names its product pre-mRNA-splicing factor SPF27 (gene BCAS2). Gene Ontology annotation, cellular component: precatalytic spliceosome; catalytic step 2 spliceosome; Prp19 complex. The record is from RefSeq and is a predicted model, not a curated record. The transcript is spliced from 3 exons. Gene Ontology annotation, biological process: mRNA processing. The coding region runs from base 251 to 934 and encodes 227 amino acids. Lineage: Eukaryota; Metazoa; Arthropoda; Insecta; Hymenoptera; Pteromalidae.